AUGGCGGGAGGCAUCUGGGAGAGAGAAGAGGACGAGGAGAAGAGAAAGAAGGAAUCGUGGAUAGAGAGAGUGAAAUCAGGAGGAGCUGUUCCACUGCUCGAUCCGCAGAAUUGUGCCAAUGGAUGGGCGUCACCGCCAGGAAGCAAAUUCAUGGUUCGAGGCCCUGAUUACUUUAAGACCAAGGUCAAGAUUCCAGCUGGAGAGUACCUCCUGAAGCCGAUCGGGUUCGACUGGAUCAAGGGUUCGACCAAAAUCUCUGAAAUUCUCAAACAUCCAACCACUAGAGUUAGGAGGGCUCUCGAUGAGGCAUUCCCCCAAAUUGAGGGAGGAGGAAACCCUAACCCUAACCCGAAACCAUUCGUUUGGGCAUUCAACUUGCAGGUACCCAGCAAGGACAACUACAGCGCGGUGGCUUAUUUCGCCUCGUUCGAUCCUGUCCUGGAGGGAUCCCUAAUGGAUAAGUUCUUGAAAGGGGACGACGCAUUCAGGAACUCGAGGCUGAAGCUGAUUGCCAACAUUGUGAAGGGACCUUGGAUCGUGAGGAAAGCAGUGGGGGAUCAGGCGGUUUGCUUGAUUGGCAAGGCACUGCACUGCAAGUACACUGUUGGGGAGAGGUUUAUGGAGGUGGAUGUGGAUAUCGGUUCAUCGGUUGUGGCGAAUGCGAUAGUUCAUCUCGCAUAUGGGUACAUUACUAAGCUGACUGUUGAUAUCGGUUUCGUGAUUGAAGGGUUAACAGAAUCUGAGCUUCCGGAGCAGCUCUUGUGUGCGUUUAGGUUCUCUGAGCUCGACCCGGGUUCUGCCUCGAUGCUGAAACCCUUGUCGAAUGGCCUGCAGCAGCAGUCUUCGCUGUCGACUAGGUUGUGGAAGUCGAUUGGGCUAUGA
This is a messenger RNA of Linum tenue, 882 nucleotides long. NCBI's taxonomy places the organism in Eukaryota, Viridiplantae, Streptophyta, Magnoliopsida, Malpighiales, Linaceae. The record is from the annotation of a GenBank genome assembly.